UCUGUUGCAUCCUCUGGAGCGUUGGGCAGUGUAAUUUGCAGCAGGACUAGCACACUAUGCGCUUUCUCCGCGGACUGCUGCUGCCUCUUGCGGCACUGGCCGGCUUCGCGUGCGCCCGUUCAAGCACCGGUGACUCCGUCCUGGUCCUCCUGGACCCUUCGUUGAAGCGGGACAACUUCUCUAUCUUCUUCGGCGAUCUUGAAAAGCAGGGCUACAAGCUCACCUUCCGCUCGCCCAAGGAAGCUGAGCCUCAAAUCAUCAAGGACGAUGUUGCACAGUUCGCGCAUGUCAUUGUGUUCUCCCCGAACACCAAGAGCUACGGUGCAGACAUCACCCCCCAGUCCCUGGUGACGCUCCUCAACAAAAACACCAACCUCAUCCUCGCGCUGUCUACGAAGCAGACACCUCUUUCCUCUCUUGCUGCGGAGUUCUCCCUCAUCCUUCCUCCCCCGGGCACGCCCCUCAUCUCCCACUUCCCCCAGCGUGACACGCCCGCAACAGUCAUCCCUGUUGAGGCUUCCAGCGCUGAUUCUAUCAUCUCUCCCAACCUCCCCCCGGUGUGGUUCUCCGGCGUGCCGCAGGCCCUCGGGACCAACCCGUUGCUCGUCCCCCUCCUGAAAGCGCCCUCGCAGAGCUUCGCCUCGGACGCGGACAGCGACUCGGGUGCGGAUGUCGUGUUCGAGGCGUCCGAGAAGGGCGGCGAGGGCCUCUGGGCGGGCAAGCAAUUGAGCUUGGUCACCGGCUUCCAGGCGCUCAACAACGCGCGCGCGACUUGGGUCGGCGGCGUCGAGAUGUUCAGCGACGAGUACAUCAACAAGGAGAUUUCGAAGGGCAAGGCGUCCGGUAACAGGCAAUUUGUGCGCGACGUCGCGGCAUGGACUUUCCAAGAGUCGCAAGUGCUGCGCAUCGACAGCGUUGAGCACCAUCGCGUGAACGAGACGCUGCCGCAGGAGGUGUACACCACCAACGACCGUGUCACCUACGAGGCGUACAUCUCCAAGUACAACCCCGAGCUCGACCUCUGGGAGCCGUACUCAGGCGUCAAGGACCUUCAGCUCGAAUUCACGAUGCUCGACCCGCACAUCCGCACCGCGCUCUCGCCCUCCAACGAGCCCGGCAAGUACGCCGUCACAUUCCGCGUCCCCGACCGCCACGGCGUCUUCAAGUUCGUGAUCAACCACAAGCGUAAAGGAUUGACAUACCUCGAGAGCUCGACAGUCGUCCCGGUCGUGCCCCCGCGGCACGACGGGUACCCGCGGUUCCUGAGCGCCGCGUGGCCGUACUACGCGGGCGCGUUCUCGACGAGCGGCGCGUUCGUGCUCUUCGUCGCGCUCUGGCUCGCGGGCGACGAGCGCGAGCCGAAGAAGGGCAAGGGCUCCAAGGCAGAGUAGGGUGCAUGUAUCUUGCUUGCUCUAAUUAUUCGAUCUGUUCUCGC
Molecule: messenger RNA, 1435 nt
Organism: Trametes versicolor FP-101664 SS1
Lineage: Eukaryota; Fungi; Basidiomycota; Agaricomycetes; Polyporales; Polyporaceae
Product: Dolichyl-diphosphooligosaccharide-protein glycosyltransferase subunit
Exons: 7
Coding region: 57-1391 (444 amino acids)
Cellular component (GO): oligosaccharyltransferase complex; endoplasmic reticulum membrane
Source: RefSeq, a predicted model, not a curated record